AUGUUUGUAGACGUUCGCCAUGGUCUCACAGGAGAAUGGUUGCUCCAGAUGGAGACUGACUCAAAUCUGUCAGGUUGGGACGUGAUGAUUAAGGUUGCAGCCUUCUUGGGCCUGGAGACGCCUUAUCAAAUCACCGUGAAUCCUGAGAGGACGACAACUACUAUGUCUCCGCUACAUUUGAUACGACCGGAUCCUCUGACAGAGCGUCUAGAAACGUACUUCAUUGUGCGUCCUAUGCAAUACCCAACGGCAACGCACUAUCGGCAAUUGAUAGUAGCACUGGAUCAGAAGAAUGCAGUGGAGCUGAGUGACAUUCUUAGUCACGGGUUGGACUUGAGCCUCACAGUCCCUGAUGGAGGCCAUACCAGUGCAUUACUAGCACUAGCAAUCCUACGAGAUCACGACCCUGAAGACUACACAGUGGCCAAGGAUACGAGGCCUAUCAAGUACCCAAGCCCCAAGGCAUGCCUCACCUUUUUGAUCCUGCAGGCUAAAGCUGAUCCCAACAUUCUCCCGCCAAAACAACAACCAACGACAAUGAUUGCCCUUGCAGUCGCUUUGGGCAACCAGGCACUUGUCGAGCUGCUCCUUGGGGCAGGAGCUGAAGUACACCCAGAAGCUGCCAUGGUCCCACCGUUAACCAUUGCAGUGCUUAAUCAAGAUCGAGGCAUCGUUCGAGCCCUUCUCAGGGCACUUGCAGACCCGUGGCGAAGCGUGCAUGUAGGUGCACUCUUAGAUCGACCGUGGAGCAAGUGGGUCUUUUCGUGGCAAGAGCCAGUCAGUGCAGUGCAGGUCGCGGCAGCACAAAGCUCCACUGGCGCUUGCACCGACAUCUUGAUCAGUGAAUCGGUCCUGCAAGACGAGGUAGGGAUCAACUGGAUCUCCCCUCAAUACCAGCCGGUGACCUCAGUCCUCUCGGAGCGGGCCACUAUGGUACUCUCCCGGGCAAUUGAGGACUACCGGCAACACACUGGGCCCCACAAGCCGCGCCUUGAACAUGAAUCACUCCGCUGGCGCAAGAUUAUGGCAGGAUUAUACCUCCCCGCACUGCCUACAGCGCGACACCAACCACAAGAGAGUCGAGAACUCCACUGCCCGCUACUUCAACAGGUCGACUAG
Cladocopium goreaui is the source of this 1119-nucleotide messenger RNA. NCBI's taxonomy places the organism in Eukaryota, Dinophyceae, Suessiales, Symbiodiniaceae. The record is from the annotation of a GenBank genome assembly.